GAAGAAUGGUGUGAACAAGGAAGUUAAUAUUUUACAGGAAGCCAGUCCGGUAUCAACCGUCGUUUGGAAACAUUAGAUACCACAGCGGACGACGCGCCCGGGCCGCUGUCAUCAGCUCGUCGCACAGGAAAUCGACAAUACAACAAUCGGUCGGGAACUUGGAUGAGCAUGUAUGCCCCGCCGGGUCCUACUGUGCCUGGAGGCCGGAGGAGGAGAGGCGGCACCUCCAUGCCGAAGCAGCCGGAGCGGAGCCUGGUGUCCGCUUUGCCGGGAGCUCUGUCCAUCACAGCGCUGUGCACGGCUCUCGCAGAACCGGCCUGGCUCCGGGUUCAUGGAGGCACCUGUCCGAGACAAGAGCUGGGGGUGGCAGAUGUCCUGGGGUACAUUGACCCCAAGCUUCUGGACGAUUACUGUGUGAAUCCACAGACCAUCUUGCUGAUGAGGGUGAUCGCUGCCUUCUGUUUCCUGGGCAUCCUGUGUAGUCUGAUUGCGUUCCUCUUGGAUGUGUUUGGACCCAAACACCCUGCCCUCAAGAUCACACGCAGAUAUGCAUUUGCACAUAUUCUCACAGUGUUGCAGUGUGCCACCGUCAUAGGCUUCUGCUACUGGGCCUCGGAGCUCAUCUUGUCACUACAGCAGCAACACAAAAAGUACCACGGCUCUCUUAUAUACGUCACUUUUGCCAUCAGUUUCUAUCUGGUGGCAGGGGCAGGCGGAGCCUCUAUCCUCGCCACGGCUGCAAACCUCCUGCGCCAUUACCCUACAGAGGAAGAGGAGCAGGCGUUAGUGCUGCUCUCGGAGAUGGAGGACAGCAGUGAAACGUUCCCCGCUGACUAUGACAUUGCCAAUCAGUUUCAGCCACCGCCUGCCUACACGCCCUAAUGCCGCCUGAUUGGCCUUGUUAACCCUUGCUUCUUUUCUCAGCACCGCUAUUGGCUUGAUGAGCAAACCCCACUUUAUCAAAUGGAUAUCUUCGCAAAUACUCUGCAUAAUGAACACAGCGUGCACAGUCGGUGCACAAACUCCUUGACUGACAGUGCUUGAGUGCAUGAAAGCUUUCUUUUGUGAUGGCAGACAUUUAGGAGAUGAUUCUUACUUUCACCACUGAAGUUGUUAGUGAUUUGCAUGUAAAUGGCUUUUAGGAAUUGGUUCUUACAUGUAAAGCAAACUCAACUGCAAGGAGUGCUCAACAUGGCUCAUCAUAAGUAAUUGAUGAAACUGCCACAGCCUGAUCAGUGCCAAUUACAGUAUUGAGGCUGGGCUGUCGGCAGAUCGGCAGCAGUUGUAUUGCUCUGUUGGAUUGUGAAAGGAACUUUCUUAAGCAUAGUUUUGUUUUUAUUUCUGAUAUGCUUGCCCUGUGUAUGAUUUUUAUUUUCCUGAUACAUACAAAAUGGAGAAAUACAUGAAAGAUUUUUUUAGACAUUUCUUUCCUAUAAAUUAUCGAAUGGACCUGAUUAUUUAUUAAGUUGUCUGUGCAGACUUUCUUUCUUUUGCUUCGUAGACACCCUUCACUGGUUUAGUCUUAGUUAACCACAUCUUUACUUGAAAUAAGAAAAUUGUCGAAAUGUGACCUGUCUUUGUGGUGAUUUAAAAAGGAUCAUGGAAUGUGUAGUGUGUUGGAGAGCUAGCAGCCACGAAGAAAUUGAGAAACAUGGUUGUGUGUUUCACAAUAAGACAUUUAAAAACAGGAACCUCACUGCAUAAGUUGGUUGUCAUGUUUCUUGUAUUUAGAUUUUUUAAGAAGAAACCUUAUUUGUACUUUGAUUACCACAUGAGACCCUUUCCGUACGCGUUUGUUUUAUGCAUGAGUUCUUUUGUGUGCACAUUUUAAACCCUCCAGCAGAAUGGUAUGAGAACAUCUCGCAGCCAGUUGAGGCUUAAAUUUGUGAUUGAUGUGGUGACUCUAGUUGGUUGUAUAUUGUUCCGUUUACUCAAUUUUUGCAUUUUGUUUCUCAAAUUGUCAUCAUAUGCUUUCAUCACCAGUAUGUAAAUAUUGAUUGUUUCUACAAAAAGUGGUCAUAAUAAAUAUUAAUGCCAUCUUUUCCCCUAA
This is a messenger RNA of Cyclopterus lumpus (lumpfish), 2050 nucleotides long. RefSeq names its product transmembrane protein 127 (gene tmem127). The record is from RefSeq and is a predicted model, not a curated record. The transcript is spliced from 5 exons. The coding region runs from base 163 to 882 and encodes 239 amino acids. NCBI's taxonomy places the organism in Eukaryota, Metazoa, Chordata, Actinopteri, Perciformes, Cyclopteridae. Gene Ontology annotation, cellular component: membrane. Gene Ontology annotation, biological process: negative regulation of TOR signaling; negative regulation of cell population proliferation.